CCUCCGGACACUCAGCCCCACCCCUCGCCGGCAUUGGCCAACCAGCAAGCGCCGCCCUCCAACGCGUUUAGCUCCGCCCUGCGCCACCCGCGUGGUUUCCGUGCCGGGCAGCCGGGCGGAAGGGGAAGGCGGCCGAGGCCGGGGCUCCCCGGACAUAAGAUGGCGGCGAACAUGGUGCGGUUUCGGGGUGGCGCGUGGGGCCCGGCUCGCAGGUUUGGCCUGGCAGCCUACAGAAAAUACAGCAGUGGUGGUGGUUGCCCCGGUGUCCCUCUCACUUCUCCUCUGCCUGGAGUGCCUAAGCCUGUCUUCGCAACAGUUGACGGACAGGAGAAAUUUGAAACCAAAGUUACAACGCUAGAGAACGGACUGCGGAUUGCGUCACAAAACAAAUUUGGACAGUUCUGUACUGUAGGGAUUCUUAUAAAUUCAGGAUCAAGACAUGAAGCAAAAUACCUUAGCGGCAUUUCACACUUUUUGGAAAAGUUGGCUUUCUCUUCUACAGCCCAGUUUGGCAGCAAAGAUGAAAUUCUUCUCACCUUGGAAAAGCACGGGGGUAUUUGUGAUUGUCAAGCAUCAAGGGAUACCACAAUGUAUGCUGUUUCUGCUGAUGCCAAAGGCCUAGACACUGUGGUCAAUCUACUGGCUGAUGUAGUACUACAGCCCAGGUUAUCAGAUGAAGAAAUUGAGAUGACUCGAAUGGCUGUGCAGUUUGAGCUCGAAGAUCUGAAUAUGAGACCUGAUCCAGAGCCUCUACUAACUGAGAUGAUACAUGCGGCAGCUUACAGGGAGAACACCGUGGGACUCAACAGGUUCUGCCCCGUGGAAAACAUAGAGAAAAUGGAUCAGAAAGUGCUCCAUUCAUAUCUGCAGAAUUACUAUACACCUGACCGGAUGGUGUUGGCUGGGGUUGGGAUAGAGCAUGAGCAGUUGGUGGAGUGUGCCAGGAAGUAUUUGCUUGAUGUAGAUCCAGUGUGGAGAAGCGAGAAGCCCAAGCAAGUUGACAAAUCCGUCGCACAGUACACAGGAGGAAUCAUCAAGCUUGAAAAAGACAUGUCGGAUGUGAGUUUGGGUCCUACCCCAAUCCCUGAGCUGACCCACAUCAUGAUUGGGUUAGAAAGCUGCUCAUUUUUGGAGGAAGACUUCAUUCCCUUCGCUGUAUUAAACAUGAUGAUGGGAGGCGGUGGCUCCUUUUCUGCCGGAGGGCCUGGCAAGGGCAUGUUCACCCGUCUGUAUCUUAAUGUGCUCAACAGGCAUCACUGGAUGUAUAAUGCAACCUCUUACCAUCACAGUUAUGAAGAUACAGGUCUCUUGUGUAUUCAUUCCAGUGCAGAUCCUCGACAGGUCCGAGAAAUGGUGGAAAUAAUCACAAGAGAGUUCAUUUUAAUGGCGGGAGCAGUGGGAGAGGUAGAAUUGGAGCGAGCAAAGACCCAGCUGAAAUCCAUGCUUAUGAUGAACCUAGAAUCCCGGCCAGUUAUCUUUGAGGAUGUAGGAAGGCAAGUGCUGGCAACAAACACAAGAAAGCUCCCUCAUGAGCUGUGCUCUCUCAUCGGUAACGUGAAACCCAAUGACAUCAAGAGAGUGGUCGCUAAAAUGCUUCGUAACAAACCAGCUGUGGCUGCACUGGGUGACUUGACCGAAUUGCCUACAUAUGAACACAUUCAAGCAGCACUGUCUAGUAAGGACGGGCGGCUACCUAGGAUGUAUCGGCUUUUUCGAUAAAGCAGCAAAUGCUGUAUAGAACAGGAGACUUACUUUUUUAUAUACACAUAUUGUUCUUUGGAUUAUGUCACUGCAAAAAAGAAUAUUUACAUGCACACGGUGUAAAUAUGGAACUUCUCUUGUAGCUGAGACUGCUUCAGCUGUUCAGAAUGUGAAGUGUUCACGCUGGUAUAAGCUUACAGAGCGGACCCAGCUCUGAACGAGCACUUUGGCUAUCAAUAAAUUCUUCUGCCUUCUGCGGUA
This is a messenger RNA of Dermochelys coriacea (leatherback sea turtle), 1962 nucleotides long. RefSeq names its product peptidase, mitochondrial processing subunit alpha (gene PMPCA). The transcript is spliced from 13 exons. NCBI's taxonomy places the organism in Eukaryota, Metazoa, Chordata, Testudines, Dermochelyidae. Gene Ontology annotation, cellular component: mitochondrion. Gene Ontology annotation, molecular function: metal ion binding; metalloendopeptidase activity. The record is from RefSeq and is a predicted model, not a curated record. The coding region runs from base 160 to 1719 and encodes 519 amino acids.